This is a messenger RNA of Cadophora gregata, 1972 nucleotides long. RefSeq lists its product as uncharacterized. Gene Ontology annotation, molecular function: transmembrane transporter activity. Gene Ontology annotation, biological process: transmembrane transport; amino acid transport. The coding region runs from base 443 to 1972 and encodes 509 amino acids. Gene Ontology annotation, cellular component: membrane. The record is from RefSeq and is a predicted model, not a curated record. The transcript has 6 exons. NCBI's taxonomy places the organism in Eukaryota, Fungi, Ascomycota, Leotiomycetes, Helotiales, Ploettnerulaceae.
ACUCUCACAGGUCUAAUGUUCAUCUGGCAAAUUUUGAAGCAUCGAGGUGUUUGUGCUUUGCAGCUCCACGUGCCGCAGGCAAUAACUAAUUCGCAUGGGCAAAGCUCCCACCUUCGUUUUCUGUAGAAAACCUCUAAUCUAACGUAGCUAUCUAUUCAAAUAUGCUCGACGUCUCGCUUUGCACCUUUCCCCUACUUUUUUAGUAUUCUGCAAGUAGGAGGUUAUCAAGCUCAUCAAUUACUGUCCCGACUCUUACGAUGGCAGACCCCGAGACUAAAGCAAUUUCUCCAGAUGCCGAGGAUACGACUCUUGAACACAUGGGCUACCAACUCGGUACGUAUGGACUUUGGGAGGACAUAUGGCGUUAAUGACGGUCUUUGGCAGAGCUUAAACGUUCCUUUGGAUUAAUUGGAAUGAUUGGAUUCUCGUUUUCUAUAGUUACAUGGUAUGUUGCGGUUGCGUACAACCGACGAUCUACGACAGAGAACGUGGCAAAGUUGGAAUGCUAAUGGGAAUUCACAGCUGGAGCGCCUUGGGAGGGGUACUCGUCACGGGAGUUAACGCCGGUGGACCUCCUGUAAUGAUUUGGGGUUGGUUGGGGAUAUGUUGCGUUACACUUUGUGUCGCCUACUCGAUGGCAGAGAUGUGCUCGGAAUAUCCUGUUGCUGGAGGCCAGUACAGCUGGGUGUUUAUCUUGGCACCAAAUGGUAUCCGAAGGCAACUCUCUUAUCUGACAGGAUGGUUCAUGAUUAUAGGUUUAUUAGCAAUUGGAGCUACGAACAGCUUCAUCUGCGCCAACUUCAUCCUAGGACAGGCGAAUUUGAUCAACCCAAGCUACGUGAUCGAACGAUGGCACACCGUCCUAGUGGCCUGGACUGUCACCUUAUUUGCAGCUUCCAUGAAUCUAUGGGGGUCGAAAGUCUUGGAUAAAUUGUCGAAAGGGUUUCUAGUGUUCAACAUUGUCGCUUUUAUUGUUACCGUUACUACAAUUCUCGCUAGCAAUAAAAACAAACAAUCAGCAUCCUUUGUCUUCAAGGAUUUUCAGAACUUCACCGGAUUCGGUACUUCGAUGGCUGGUAUUAUUGGUAUCUUACAACCUGCAUUUGGGAUGUGUUGCUACGAUGCCCCAGCGCAUAUGACAGAAGAGAUCAAGAAUGCUAGCAAGCAAGCCCCAAGAGCCAUUCUCCUAUCCGUGUACCUUGGCGCCGUCACUGGAUUUAUCUUUCUGAUCGCAGUAUGCUUCUGCAUUGGAGAUAUUGACGAGGUGGCCUCGACGCCAACUAUGUCCCCGCUCAUCCAGAUCUACUUCGAUUCCACUGAUAGCAAUGUUGGAUCCUGCUUCCUGGCCUCUAUGAUGGUAAUCAUCGACAUCGGUGCCGCCAAUGGUCUGCUUGCCGAGGGGGCUCGAUCUCUAUAUGCCUUUGCUCGCGACGAAGGCUUGCCAUUCUCCUCCUUCAUUAGAAGAAUCGAACCUAAGCAUCAAAUGCCGGUCGUUGCAAUCGCCCUUGGAGCCCUCGUUCAAAUGGCGCUCUGCAGUAUAUACUUUGGCACUGUCACUGGUUUCAAUACAAUCAUCGCUAUCGGCACAGAGGGCUUUUACCUUUCAUAUGCCAUGCCUCUGCUGGUCCGCCUGAUUUCCUACUUCAACGGAACGCAUAGACAGCUCUCAGGUCCAUGGGCAAUGAAACCAGUUGUAUCGCUAACGUUGAAUGCUGUUGGCCUCACUUACCUGCUCUUCGCAUGUAUCACAUUCAACUUCCCAUCUGUAUAUCCGGUCAACAGCGAGAAUAUGAACUAUACUUCUGCGGCGGUUGGGGUCAUCAUGUUCAUCGCUGCUCUAACGUGGUUCACGACGGCAAAGAAGCAGUUUUCAGGACCUGAGAUCCAUCUUGAGGGUGUAGCGGAUGCUGGGAGCCAUGUAGUGGAAUGUGAGCAGGGCGAGGGGAGUGAGGAGAAGAAGUCCUCGCUUUAA